UAUAAAAUGUGUUCUUUAAUAUGAUUCUUAAUCAUGUUCUCUCUAUAUAGUAUUGUAGGGCUUGCAGGAAGGGCUUUAUGUGUGAGGGAGCUCUAGGUGGCCACAUGAGAACUCAUGGCAUUGUUGGAGAUGAGAGUGCAUACACUGAGGACGGAGACGACGAUGACGACACCGAGAUAACAGACAACAAGAGGACGACGAUGUACGCGUUAAGGGCAAACCCUAACCAUGGGUCGAAAAAGAGCGCGAUUAGAAUCUGCGAGCAUUGUGGACGCGAAUUCUUUUGCUGGAAGUCUUUCCUAGAGCACGGGGAAUGCACCCAAAGAGAACAUUAUGGAAGCUUGUCGAAGCGGAAGAGGUCAACGAGGAAAAGAGUGGGUGAUAAUGAGGAAAAAAAAGACGACAUUGUUGUUGCGAGAUGGUUGGUGGAUUUGGCAAAUAAUAGGGUGGAGGGGUCGCCUUUUUCAUCGUCAUCAUGCGCUUCCACUAGUAAGGAGGAUGAGGAGGAGGAGUUCACGGUGGCGACUCGCCGCCUCCGCGGAGAUGGUUUGGUCGCCGUUCCCAAUAAGAACAAUGUGUUUUCUAAGAAGACAACUUUUGAGUGCAAAACAUGCAACAAAGUGUUCACAUCUCAUCAAGCUUUAGGUGGGCAUAGGGCUAGUCACAAGAAGGUUAAAGGAUGUUAUGCAACCAAAAAAGAAGAAAUUAUUUUGGACGACGACAACAACAACAAUAAGAGUGUCAAUUAUACUAGGGGACACGAGUGUUCUAUAUGUCACAAAGUUUUCCCAACAGGACAAGCCCUUGGAGGGCACAAAAGGUGCCAUUGGAUCACACCCAAUCAUCAUCAUCACAGGAAUCAUCAAACCAUGUUUACGAACCGGCCCGUGGAUCAUCAUCGUUUAGACGACACCAUUGAUCUCAACCGAGCUCCUGCAGCUGCGCAAGUUGACGAUAAUUCUUAUUAUUAUGGGCAUGCAAAUGAUGAUGUUUCUACAGAGAUUCAUCUGCAACAUUGGCAAUGUGUGAAUAAUAAGAGUUUUGAUGAAGAGAAGAAGAAGAAGGAUCCGGUGUCGUCCAUUAAUGGUGAUGGUGAAACAGAAAAGGAGUUGAAGAAGUUUGCAGAGGCCUCCGGGAGGAUUCCAUUGAUUACUAGGGCCGAAGGAGACUGCUUUGAUCAUGCCGAAACCCAAGAGGAAGCCCACUUGGCCUCAAUUUCAUCAGCAAGGAAGAAAUCAAGUCAAUUGACUAAGAGGGUAGUCUUUGGUCUAGGCAUUGGGGGUACUGCUGGAGGUGUGGUAUUAGCUGGAGGAUGGGUUUUUACACUGGCCCUUUCUGCUGCUGUGUUUGUGGGCGCUAGAGAGUACUUUGAAUUGGUUAGAAGUCACGACAAUGCCACUGGAAUGACCCCACUGUCCCUAAAUGUGUCGCGGCUUGUCUCUGUGAUGUGCGCCCUUAUGCCAGCACUUACUUUAUACUUGGGACAAACCGAUGUUUCAGUUAUUUCUGCAGCCUUUGUUGUUUCUGUGACGUUGCUUUUGCAAAGGGAAAUCCCUCAUUUCCACCAGCUUACUAGUGCCAUAUUUGGGCUGUUCUAUUGUGGCUAUCUUCCUUGUUUCUGGGUUAAGUUGAGAUGCAGUUUAGCAGUCCCAGCCCUAAACACACGAAUAGCAGAAGCCUGGCCAGCCAUAUUCGGAGGACGAACUCUGUGGACGGUGGGUCUAGUGGCGUCCUUGAUCUCUUUCAGCAGUAUCAUUGCAGCUGACACAUUCGCAUUUUUUGGCGGGAAGGCUUUCGGUAGGACACAACUCACAGAAAUCAGCCCAAAGAAAACUUGGGAGGGGGCAUUAGCAGGGCUGGCUGGCUGUGUAGCCACCACUGUACUUUUGUCAAAGUUACUAUGCUGGCCCAACUCUAUGCUUAGAGUCUUCUUUGUUUCCUUCAGUGGUGUGGCUUUUGGGGUUGUGAACUUUCUUGGAUCAAUUUUUGGCGACCUUACGGAGUCCAUGAUCAAACGCGAUGCUUGUGUAAAAGAUUCGGGAUCCCUCAUUCCGGGACAUGGAGGAAUACUGGACAGAGUGGACAGCUAUAUAUUCACCGGUGGCCUCGCUUACUCGUUUGUGAAAAUAUGUUUGUCAACCUAUGGUGUUUGAUCAGAGGGUCACGCUACACUCAGAGCACAGAUGACACCAAAGUUGACACUGCCAGUGUUUCGCGUGAAAUGGUAAAAAUGACAUCUCUAGAGUUAUUAAUGUACCAUUUUCUUUUAUCAAAUAAUACUAUUUGCUCUAAAGUUUAGAUAUAUAAGUGCAUAAUUCUUUCAUUAAUGCUUGUAAAAAAAAGAUGAAUGAAUCAAACCCAAGGUUUUUAGAGACAGUGCUUUUUUGAAAGCGAUAAUAGAAGAACUGAAAAAAGGACUGGAAAUUAU
This is a messenger RNA of Cuscuta campestris, 2428 nucleotides long. Lineage: Eukaryota; Viridiplantae; Streptophyta; Magnoliopsida; Solanales; Convolvulaceae. The record is from the annotation of a GenBank genome assembly.